CACGCUCUACCCUCAUUCGUCGACUUGACCGAACCUUGGAACGGCGUAACACAACAAGUCUCAACGAUGAAAAGCUUCGUCGAGCGCCGGCAGCGACUACCGGCGGCGCCGGGAAUCGCACUAUCAAAGAGCAACUGCUCAUCCUUCUCCUCCACUUCGUCAUCGGCUGCUCCCACGCUGCUCACACUGAUGCUCCUCUGCACAUCGAUGUCAGUAGUACAAACAGGACCGGUGAUCAGACCCCGCCGGAUGAUGCGGGAGAUCUACAGCGAGAUUCCGGACACGAGUGUACAGAAUGUAACUACCAAUUUUAUCGAUACGUGUUUGUACGAUGGUACGCAGGUUUCUCGGGUGAGCAUCGUGUGCGACAAGAAACCAGGAUGCCGAGCGAUCCAAAAGACUGGGGAGUGCUGUCCAGACUAUCAGUGUGAGUGUCAAAGGAAUGGGAAAACCUACACAAACGGUGAAAAAGUUUUCGAUCCUGAGACGCCAUGCCGUGCCUGUUACUGUCAAGGAGGCGAAAUCAGCUGCAGCCAGGUAACAUGCUACAAGCGACACGAUUGUGAGCCCAAAUUCAUCACGGGUCGCUGCUGCCCCGAGUAUGACAACUGUCCUCCUCUAGAAAGCUCCAAAAUCACGGAAGCCAGCUCUGCGAAGGAAGAAUUCAUUGAAGUCAAAGAAACCGAAAUCGACGCGGAAGGCCUGCUGGAACGGAAUCAUCCAAAUGGCGCAACGUCAACGACCAGUGCGGCCACCACGUCGUCUUCCGGUGCUGGUAAUGAAAGCACAACACUCAAAUUACCAAUGCCACCGGCAAACAAUAAUCCGCUGGGUAUCAAAAUCAAGGAAAUCACUAAACCGGAAGAAAUUCGCUUGACGGACAAUCGACCGAAAAUGUCUACAACCACGACGGUGGUGGCUCCGAUCGGUAACGACGACGCCGGUCGCCCAACGACAGCUUCGUCCGUUUCCUACGGUGAGGAAGCAAAUAAUCUGGAACACAUGGAUAUGAACGUAACCGACGAUGGAGACGAAGGGGCGAAGAACGCUCGGCACACGGACGAGGACAUGGUGAUGAAUGGUACUGCCGAGGUAACCGAAUCAGGUGAAAGUUCAACAGCUGGCGUAUCAGAUCUUCCGGAUAAUGUUGAAGGUUCGUCAGAUGCUAGCAGUCCGAAAACCACUGCGACAACGUCUUCCACUACAGUAACCGAAAGUGUACCGGAAUCAUCAACUAAGAAGGAAAAUCCCCUGCCAGCGGUGGUGCAAAUUGGCGAUAAAUUAGUCAUUGUGGAUCACAAUCAACCAAAGCCAAUCACGGUUAUUCAGGUAGAGGAAGUCGAAGGACUACAACGUGGAGAGGAUGAUAUUUCUUACGAUCAAGAGAUGUUUACCGACCGAUCUCCGGACAAUCGGGAAAGCUCAAAGCACAUGAAACUAAAGAACUCAGAGGAGGAAAUGCUGUCUACGCAGGCAGACUCCAGCGUUGCUUAUGAGACCAUUUAUCAUGGCGGCUCGACAGAAAAUCUAGGCUCGGGAGAAGUCUUCGAAACGCAGCACUUUACGGAAGGACCACCUGAGAGUGCGGAGCGAAAUGAUACGCAAAUGGAUCAGCUGUCCGCCAGUAGUGAAGAGUUCAUACAGGUGGGAUCGUCUUCCGAAAAAUCUGCCGCUUUGGAGGAAGAACACACGACAGUCAAUUCACUGGCCACAGCAAGUGGUGAGGAAGGUAGCACUACACUAGCAGACCUGCACAUAUCCGCAGCAAGCUCUGAGGCUUCCGGAGACGAAAUUUAUGAGACGCAGUUUUACACCGAAGGACCAGGAAUUUCCUCGGAAGUAAUGGAUACGGCAGCAAGCAUGAUCGUAGAUAGCCUUGAACCAACUAAACCAUCGAAAGAUCUGCCAGCCGACGAUAUGACAACUCACAGCAAACUGUACAUUGAAGAAGAUGAACACGAUGUCAUCCAACCCGGCUUCCAACCGAUUCCCGAAGAUUUUAGUCUUCCACUGAGAGAUCAAUCCGUUAUGAUGGACACCACAGACGAGGUGGAUCAGCAAGGUUCUCUCAGUAAAAGUGAACGCAAAGAGGAUGGAGAAGCAUCGAAAAUUCUAUCAGAGGUACUGGAUUAUCGCAAGAACUCGACUAUUUCUACCACAGAAGGAUCCGUCGAACUUGAGUCGGAAGUAACCAAUUCUCCGUCUUGGUUGAAGGAAGAGGCAAAACAGCAGCUGAGGGCCCCUGGUGAACCGCACUUGGUACCGGAGUGGGAGCGAAACAACGCAUCCACCAGUGACGCUCAGUUUGUUGAUGAAUCCAGUGGAGGGGGAGAGUUGCAUGUGCUGAAAAUGAACUCAGAAGAAUACGUUGAUACUCCGGAAGGUAGUGGGCUGAGCUCGACAAAAAAAGAUGUGGAAGCAACGACUUCAGCUCCCACCAAACUGCAGCAGCACGAAAUCGAUUCCUCGGAAGGAGGCGCUUCCGAAUCGGACAGCAUCAAGCACAACCCGAAGAAUGAUGUAGAGAGCCUCAAGUACGACGAAAGUGACGAUAGUACGGUGGAAGAUGCCCUACCAAAACAGGCCAAGUCAUCCGUUUGAGCACAGCGGCUCAAUCGGUACAGGAUGAUAGAUUAAUUCAAUCAGUUAAGAUAUUUGAGCGGAAGUUAAUAGGCAGUAGCUAAACGAAUUUACUGGAUGAGUAAUUAGUAAAAAAAAGUGUAAGAAGUCUCGCUGCCUAAAGUUGUUGCGAGGGGUUCGAGUAGAUGGUGCCAGUUGAAUGAAGUAACGAUUUUUUUCUCUUCUUGAUUAGGAGGUAAGAACUAUUUAUUAUUCCUCUUGUCUGGUGGUGUGAAGAUAGAAAGACGCAUCUUCAUGUUCAGAGUGGGACAAAUUUCUAAAACAAAAGGAAAAACAAACACCCUAGAUGGCUAACUUUAGUGCCAUUAUUGCAAACGUCCUUCUAGCGGUCCAGGACGAAAGUAGAAUGAGGUUCGUAGACAGUCCCAGAGAGAAGUGCAAUCAAAGCUUUUCAUUUUUUCGAUAUUGUCCAAAAUGGCAAACUGAAUUGAAACUUUGAAAAGUGAAACCUUCUCUCUUGCACCUGUUUGUUAGGAUGAAUAGAAUACUAGUAGCUAGUCAAUAUGGACUCUAGUUAUGACCGGCGCUGAGAGACAUGGUUGUACGGAAGAGCAAACAUCUGCAAUAUCAGCACAAAUUUAUGUACAAACUCUAUCACAACUUGUGCGCACAACAAAAACCAAGUCUACCAAACUCCAAAAUUCUUCUUUUUCGUCAAAUUAAUGUCGACAGGAAUGGGAUAGAAGGAACCAAGAUCAUUUAGUUGACUAGAGUAUCGAAUUGAAAAAGAUGUGCUGAAGUGAAGUCCCAACCAGCAGCAGAGUCACUGCUAGCCUGAAUCUAAAGCGAAUUGAAUCGUAGAUUAAGUUUAAGACUGUUAUAGGAAAUAGUUGAAGGUGAAAAUCGCUAUUUAUUGACUAUUUAUAACUCCGCCUGCUGCCGACGAUGGGCGGAUCCGGGUAGCAGCGAUCGAGCGACUUCGCGUCUGCCUCGUGUGUUCAUUUCGGAAACUAACUAGAAGCGGCGGUUCUGUUUCGCAUUUCCGCUUACAGACGGAAGCAUCCUGCGGCCAGCCAGUGGGAGUUCUUUCGCAUUUGUAUCGCUAGUACUAAGCAGUGAUUAUUAUAAUCAUUACCCCCUCCCCUCUCCCCUCCUAGUGAUAAGUGAUGCCCUCUAGUUCGUAGCGCUGUUAGGAUGAAAUUAACUGAAGAAAGAGUCAUACUUGUAAUUGAAUUUAGUGUUAGUAGUCAUUCAUCUUAUUUUUUUAAAUAGAAUAAAGUUAAAAAUCUAUUGGAUAUAUACAAUAUCAUUCCGUGUUUUGCAUACAUCGUGCAGAAAGGAAGUAAUCGGAUAAAUUUGAGGAAUAAAUUCAAAGUGAAACAGUGA
Wyeomyia smithii (pitcher-plant mosquito) is the source of this 3966-nucleotide messenger RNA. RefSeq lists its product as uncharacterized. The coding region runs from base 67 to 2601 and encodes 844 amino acids. Gene Ontology annotation, molecular function: protein binding. NCBI's taxonomy places the organism in Eukaryota, Metazoa, Arthropoda, Insecta, Diptera, Culicidae. The transcript is spliced from 6 exons. The record is from RefSeq and is a predicted model, not a curated record.